Messenger RNA from Drosophila takahashii, 973 nucleotides. The record is from RefSeq and is a predicted model, not a curated record. NCBI's taxonomy places the organism in Eukaryota, Metazoa, Arthropoda, Insecta, Diptera, Drosophilidae.
UUCAAACCACAAGAUUGGUCACCAGAAGAGCGCAGAGUUUAUGAGCAAUUGCGACAACAGGAUUGCGGGGUCCUCUCGAAUCUUAUUCCCGCCCAAAGACUUCGCCGAAGGAUCACCGGUGGCAGAAAGUCUUCCCUACUGUCCCAACCUUGGAUGGCAUUUCUCUAUAUGCCAAGCGAUUUGGAGAUGUGUCGCUGUGGAGGCGCCCUUAUCUCAGAAAGCUUUGUUCUAACUGCCGCUCAUUGCAUUAAAUUGUGUCCACGGUCCACAGAAUUAAAAAUACGACUGGGUGAACACGACUUAGCUUCUCCAUUGGACUGCGCCACCUACAAUAAUGAAAGCGCUUGUGCCCCACCUGUGGAAGAAUUUACUAUAGAAAAGUCGAUAAUUCACGAGGAAUUUAAUCCCUUCUCACCUUGGUUCGAUGUUGCCCUGCUGCGACUAAACAGGAAUGUGGAAUUUAAAGAUCACAUCCGACCCAUUUGUCUUCCUCUAACCGACGAACUCCUGGCGUUCACCUCGGUUAUGGGGCAAUCCUACAUUGCGGUUGGCUGGGGAAAAACGGAGGAUCGGCGUUUUGCCAACAGUACAAUGGAGGUCCAUAUAAGUACUGAGAGAUGCUCAGGCGGCCGGGACAGUUCGUUCUUGUGCGCCAGCGGAGACAUUGUGGACACCUGUACCGGGGACUCAGGUGGUCCUCUCACCUGGAGGAAUCUUUAUUUUGGCAAGGUUCGAACGGUACAAUUUGGAGUGGUCAGCCUAGGGAGUGCAGACUGUGGAAUUGGUCAGAAGGCCUAUUACAUGGACGUUCCUACUUUUAUGCCUUGGAUAAUCCGAAAGCUUGCAGAAUUUUCCAACUUGGUUUAGGUGGCGGUUGAAGUAUGAAAUAUCAAUACUCUGACUCAAAUUCUAUGUAAUAUAUAUUUCUGAUUUAUAGAAAUAAAAAUGUGCAAUAGAGAUUGUUGAAGAUUAA